AUGGCACCCACCCUACAAUAUCAUUGUCCUUGCUUGACAAACGUGACAUCCCCUCUGGUAGUCCCUCCACCACCUCACUUGGCCUCCUCCUCCUCAAGCUUUCACCCAUUGCACACUUUGUUCUUUUGCGAAGAAUGCGAUGCUGUUCGAUGUGACCGCUGUGUGUCUGUCGAAGUGAGCGGCUACUACUGCCCCAACUGUCUAUUCGAGGUACCCAGUGCGAGCGUGCGCGCAGAGAAAAAUAGAUGUGCGCGCAACUGUUUCUUGUGUCCCAACUGUCGAAACACUCUGUCUGUCGUUCCUUCAGACCCACCAGAUUCGGGAGAUGGUCGACUAUCGUCCAUUCCUCUCAGUACAGUUGGUGAACCGCCAUUCUUUCUUUACUGUAACUACUGCAGAUGGGACUCGGCCGAAAUUGGCGUCACUUUUGAGAAGCCUACCGGAUUAGCUGCCCAACUACAAAAAUUCGAAGACUCGGCGCCGGAGUCGUUGGAAUUUGAGAGGUUGAAAGAGCAUUUUGAACCUUUUCUCCGUACAUCAUCCCUCUCCUCUCCAUCCCACCAACGCACUCCCUCCUCACACCAUGUUCAUACCUCUUCCAUCACAGCCGCUGCUUCCGCUGCCCUUGCGCGCGAUAUACCCGGGGUCAGCAAGUUUAAUCCCAUCACACGUAGUCGAUCUGGAAAAGAUAGAACCGCAAACAAGGAUGAGAUGCACGAGUACAAGAGUAGGGUUGAGGUGGCAGCUGCAAGUCGAUCAGGCGCUGGUGAACAGGUUGAUGUUGAGUUUAUGAGACAUAUUGAGACUGUUGGAGAGGUGGCUACAUUGGAGCAAAGAUGGGUCAACAGCUGGACAUCUCCUUUACAAACUAGCGAUCUGAAGCCUCUUCGCGUACCUUUACAUUCAAAGACAUCGAAACGAUGCCCUACCUGUAGGCACAUCUUAAUCAAGCCAGAGCAGAAAGCACAAUCAGUGCGAUACAAGAUCAAGUUGGUCGCUGCUAAUUAUCUUCCAGCUAUCGUGGUCGCUCUUCCUCUCCCUCAGUCUCGCGCUGAUGGGUCGAGACGUGGUGCAUCUGACGAUAGAGGCUCCAGCACGGGCGGCGUUCUUCGAGCCGGGGAAGCAUAUCCUUUCCACCUUGCUCUAACUAAUCCUCUAUAUGAUCCUAUUCAAGUCAAACUUAAUGUUCAACGGAUGCACGUGGCUACUUCAGGUGAUGGUGCUGCUGCAAAAGCUCGUAGGCCUCCGUUUGUUGUCUCCCUCCCGACAUCACCUUUUCCGGUUGCUGCGUUUGCCGAAGCAUGGGAAUAUGAAGAUGAUGAGGAUAUGUUUAGCACUGGGGAUGAUAAUUUGGACCAUGACACUGAUGGGAGAGGUUUAGGAAGUAAAGAUGGGCGAUCUAAAACUAAAACUGUAGGCGUUCUGGAGAAGAGAGCCAAUGUGACUAUGGUUGGUGGAGAGGUCACGAUAGGAAAAGAAGCGCGAGGAAAUGUCAAGUUUAACAUGCUUGUGGCGUAUACGUACCGGUCAGAUGACCCAGUGCCUUCAGAAGAUGGAGGUACACCUUCCCGUACGAUGGCCAGAGCACCUGAAGUGAAAACGUUCUCGUUUUACACUGUUGUUGAUCUUGGACCCAUAAUACCCAAAGAGGAAUCCAGAGCUGAGGAUGGCUGAGGAUGAAGCUAGAUUGGAAGGUCUGAUUAGAGGAGACUAAAGCUAGAGUUACUGGCACUGUUAUUCUACCAUCAUUUACAAGACUU
Messenger RNA from Serpula lacrymans var. lacrymans S7.9, 1760 nucleotides. RefSeq lists its product as uncharacterized. The coding region runs from base 1 to 1674 and encodes 557 amino acids. The record is from RefSeq and is a predicted model, not a curated record. Lineage: Eukaryota; Fungi; Basidiomycota; Agaricomycetes; Boletales; Serpulaceae. The transcript has 5 exons. Gene Ontology annotation, cellular component: dynactin complex.